Sorex araneus (European shrew) is the source of this 957-nucleotide messenger RNA. Its product is annotated as olfactory receptor 51S1. NCBI's taxonomy places the organism in Eukaryota, Metazoa, Chordata, Mammalia, Eulipotyphla, Soricidae. The transcript has a single exon. Gene Ontology annotation, cellular component: membrane. Gene Ontology annotation, molecular function: olfactory receptor activity; G protein-coupled receptor activity. Bases 34 to 957 code for a protein of 307 amino acids. The record is from RefSeq and is a predicted model, not a curated record. Gene Ontology annotation, biological process: G protein-coupled receptor signaling pathway.
CCCAAUCCCAGCAACUCCAAUAGUAGCACUUCAAUGGCCCCUAUGUUCCUGCUGGUAGGCAUGCCAGGCCUGUCAAGCGUACCCUCCUGGUGGACGAUACCCCUCAUCACCGUCUACCUUCUUUCUGUCCUGGGCAACAGUACCAUCCUGUGGAUUAUUGCCAUGGAGCCCACCCUGCACCGCCCCAUGUACUUCUUCCUCUUCCUGCUUAGUGUGUCUGAUGUUGGUUUGGCUACAGCCAUCAUGCCCACUCUGCUGGGGCUUGCCCUGGCUGAUGCUCGUGCUGUUCCUGCCUCUGCCUGCCUCCUACAGAUGUUCUUCGUCCAUGUAUUCUCUGUCAUGGAGUCCUCCGUCUUGCUUGCCAUGGCCUUAGACAGGGCACUUGCCAUCUGCCGUCCUCUCCACUACCCGAGAAUCCUCACCAAUGAUGUUGUUGGGAAAAUUGGUCUGGCAAUUAUUUUCCGAUGUCUGGGUCUCCACCUGCCCCUGCCGUUCCUCCUGGCCCGCAUGUCCUAUUGCCGGCCGCAGGUCCUGACCCACUCAUACUGCUUACAUCCCGAUAUGACUCGGUUGGCCUGUCCAGGAGCUGGGGGUGCAGUCUAUAGCCUCUUUGUAGUCCUGUCAGCCAUGGGGUUGGACCCUCUCCUUAUUUUCUUUUCCUACGGCCUAAUUGGCCGGGUGUUGCAGGGCUUGGGAUCCAGUGAGGAUCGCUGGAAGGCGGGCCAGACCUGUGCUACUCACCUCUGUGCUGUGCUGCUCUUCUAUGUUCCCAUGAUUCUCCUGGCCCUCAUCGACCGCCUCCGGUUGCCAAUUCCUCAGUCUACCCAUACCCUUCUCUCCUAUGUCCAUUUCCUGCUUCCUCCAUUGAUAAACCCUAUUCUCUAUAGUGUAAAGAUGAAAGAGAUUAGAGAUAAAAUACUCAAGAGGUUUCAGCCCAGGAAAGUGGGUUGCGCCUAG